Messenger RNA from Diachasmimorpha longicaudata, 1166 nucleotides. Its product is annotated as carnitinyl-CoA dehydratase-like. The coding region runs from base 154 to 1095 and encodes 313 amino acids. Gene Ontology annotation, molecular function: catalytic activity. The record is from RefSeq and is a predicted model, not a curated record. Lineage: Eukaryota; Metazoa; Arthropoda; Insecta; Hymenoptera; Braconidae. The transcript is spliced from 4 exons.
UUCGAGGUCAAUGGCGAUUUUUUGUGCUCAUGUCGAUCAAUGCGCCUGUCAUUCCACAAUUGUUGAUAGAAAAAUAUGCGAGACUGAUUGAAAUUAGUGUUUAAUUUGUAGAAUAAUUGUGGGUUGAAUGUGAAAAUAUCAAAAGACUGAAAAAUGUUUCCAACAAGACGACUGUUGCUGUCUCUCCGUAAUAUUGCGAAGGGUCCAAUCAAGAGGUGUAUAACCUCAAAACCUGCUGUUACUCCAGAACAGAUUGAAGAAUCAGAUGCUGCUAAAAGUAUUAUUGUUUCAAGAACUGGACCUAUCACGCUGUUUGGAUUGAAUCGUCAGGACAGAAAAAAUGCUCUAGACAGUGGAGCAGCUCAAGAGUUGGCUGAAGCUCUGGACGAAUUCAAUGAGAAUGAAGAGACGAACGUUGGAAUCAUUCAUGGGAUUGGGGGGAAUUUUUGCUCAGGAUUUGACCUGGAGGAAAUAGCCAAAUCAGAAGGGGAUUCCGACAGGUUACCACACUUUGGGGCAUUAUGCACACGAAAUCAGUUAUCGAAGAAGCCCCUGAUUGCAGCUGUAACUGGAUAUGCAAUUGGAGCUGGCUUUGAGCUUGCCCUGAUGUGUGACAUAAGAAUUCUCGAGGAAAAAUCGCGAAUGGGAUUUCUAAACAGAAGAUUCGGCAUUCCAGUCAUGUGUGGAGGUACUGUCCGUCUACCAGCAAUGGUUGGAUACUCCAGAGCAAUGGAUCUGAUUCUAACAGGAAGGGAAAUCAGUGGAGAGGAGGCUUUCAGUUGGGGAUUAGGAACUCGAUUAGUUGCCUGUGGCUCAGCUCUUGGCCAGAGUAUAUCCCUGGCUCAAUCGAUUUUGAAAUAUCCUCAAGGAGCACUCCUGGCAGAUCGAACGUCCAUGAAUUACGCUACCUUCGGUGGAAAGCCGAUAGAAGAGGCUCUGGAGUUUGAGCGAGACAAUGCGACUGAUUUUUUACUAGACGAUGGGAUCAAGGGCGCCCAGAGGUUUGUAGACGGCUUUGGAAGGCAUGGAAAAUCAACGAAUAUCACUAACGACGAUCGUACGAGUUUCAGAAAGCUCGAAGACGAGGUCGUUUAAUAAUUAUUGAAUGUUAAAAAAUUUGUUCUUAAAAUAUUUGUCAAUUAAAAUACAAUAGUCUGUCACAUUGA